AUGGAGGCUAAGUGGAAGAAAGGGAUUCGUCCAGUUGAGUGGCCUUCUCGCGAGCAGUUCGAGGCGAACAAGCGUCUCUUUUACCAGGAGGGCAAGUUCCACCUCGCCAUCGCCGGUUCUUCAGGAAGUGGCAAGUCGUCUUUGGUGAAUGCAUUCCGAGGCGUCUGGGAUGACGACGAGGACGCUGCUCCGACUGAUAUUGUUGAAACCACCUCGGUAGUUACUCCCUAUCCUGAUCCUAAUCCCAACAACCCUUUCGUCUGGUUCGAUGUCCCGGGCUCGGGCACUCUCUCAUGUCCUGAUUGGACCUAUUUUAAUGACCAAGGCCUUUACAUCUUCGACGCCAUUAUCAUCCUGUUCAAUGAUUGCUUCACAGCCACCGACGUAGCAAUCCUUCAGAAUUGUGCGCGUUUUAUGAUCCCAGCCUAUAUUGUUCGCUCUAAAUCUGACGUACACAUCGACGACCUCAUCAAUAAAAAACUGCGAAGCGCUGGACCAAGGGGCGACCUUGUGAAGAUCUCCGAGGAAGCUCGUAAGGAGUACAUCACGAGGACGCAGGAGAGCGUCAGGUUGAAUCUCAUGAAGAAUGAUCCUCCGAUCCGCUCACAGAAGAUGUACGCCGUCUCACGGGACACUCUGGCAAAGGUUGUCGGAGAGGAGCCGCUCGAGGAUAGCCUCGUGCUGAACGAGUUUGAGCUGUUGAGGGACAUCCUUCAGGAUGCGUAUUCGCGACGAUCUGAAAAGUCAUACGGCUCGAUGGCGAAUCUCAUGAAGAAGGCCGGCAUGGACGAGGCGAUGGAGGCGAAGUGGAAGACAGGUAUUCGUCCAGUCGAAUGGCCUUCCAAGGAGAAAUACGAGGCGACGAAGCGUCGUUUUUACAAGGAGGGCAAGUUUCAUCUCGCCAUCACUGGAAUUUCGGGAACGGGAAAAUCGUCUCUUAUCAAUGCCUUUCGAGGCAUUUGGGAUGAUGAUGAAGGUGCUGCUAUGGCCGAUAUCGUCGAAAGCACGUCGAUGGUUACCCCUUACCCUGAUCCGAAUCCCGCCCACCCAUUCAUCUGGUUUGAUGUCCCGGGAUCGGGAACGCUUGCGUGCUCUGACUGGACCUACUUCAACGACCACGGUCUCUACAUUUUCGAUGCCAUAAUUGUCCUCUUCAACGACCGCUUCACUGCCACAGAUAUCGCUAUUCUCAGGAACUGCGAGCGAUACAAUAUCCCGACGUAUAUCGUUCGCUCUAAAUCUGAUAUUCACAUUGACAAUAUCAUCAAGAAGAAAAGGCGGGGAGCUGGCGCGAAGAAUGACCCUGCCAAGAUUCUUGAUGAGGCACGCAAGGAGUAUAUUGUCAGGACCCAAGAGAGCGUCCGGUCGAAUUUGAUGAGGAGCGAUCCUCCUAUCCGGUCGCAGAAGAUGUAUGCGGUCUCUCGGGACACGUUGGCGACCAUCGUCCGAGAGGAGCCACUGAAGAAUAUGCCUGUGCUGAACGAGGUAGAGCUGCUGAGAGAUAUCCUUCAAGACGCGCAUUCACGACGAGUGGCAGACAAGUCUUAUGGUUCGAUGUCGGAUCUUAUGAAAAAGGCCGGGUUAGAUAUUUUUCAAUUCUUUGCGAACUAA
This is a messenger RNA of Guyanagaster necrorhizus, 1611 nucleotides long. RefSeq names its product P-loop containing nucleoside triphosphate hydrolase protein. The record is from RefSeq and is a predicted model, not a curated record. The transcript is spliced from 2 exons. Gene Ontology annotation, molecular function: GTP binding. NCBI's taxonomy places the organism in Eukaryota, Fungi, Basidiomycota, Agaricomycetes, Agaricales, Physalacriaceae. Bases 1 to 1611 code for a protein of 536 amino acids. Gene Ontology annotation, cellular component: membrane.